This is a messenger RNA of Trichobilharzia szidati, 1746 nucleotides long. NCBI's taxonomy places the organism in Eukaryota, Metazoa, Platyhelminthes, Trematoda, Strigeidida, Schistosomatidae. The record is from the annotation of a GenBank genome assembly.
AUGCUUCAGAAGAACAGUACUACUACUACUACUACUACUACUACUACUACUACUACUACUACUACUACUACUACUACUACUACUACUACUACUACUACUACUACUACUACUACUACUACUACUACUACUACUACUACUACUACUACUACUACUACUACUACUACUACUACUACUACUACUACUACUACUACUACUACUACUACUACUACUACUACUACUACUACUACUACUACUACUACUACUACUACUACUACUACUACUACUACUACUACUACUACUACUACUACUACUACUACUACUACUACUACUACUACUACUACUACUACUACUACUACUACUACUACUACUACUACUACCACUACUACUACUACUACUACUACUACUACUACUACUACUACUACUACUACUACUACUACUACUACUACUACUACUACUACUACUACUACUACUACUACUACUACUACUACUACUACUACUACUACUACUACUACUACUACUACUACUACUACUACUACUACUACUACUACUACUACUACUACUACUACUACUACUACUACUACUACUACUACUACUACUACUACUACUACUACUACUACUACUACUACUACUACUACUACUACUACUACUACUACUACUACUACUACUACUACUACUACUACUACUACUACUACUACUACUACUACUACUACUACUACUACUACUACUACUACUACUACUACUACUACUACUACUACUACUACUACUACUACUACUACUACUACUACUACUACUACUACUACUACUACUACUACUACUACUACUACUACUACUACUACUACUACUACUACUACUACUACUACUACUACUACUACUACUACUACUACUACUACUACUACUACUACUACUACUACUACUACUACUACUACUACUACUACUACUACUACUACUACUACUACUACUACUACUACUACUACUACUACUACUACUACUACUACUACUACUACUACUACUACUACUACUACUACUACUACUACUACUACUACUACUACUACUACUACUACUACUACUACUACUACUACUACUACUACUACUACUACUACUACUACUACUACUACUACUACUACUACUACUACUACUACUACUACUACUACUACUACUACUACUACUACUACUACUACUACUACUACUACUACUACUACUACUACUACUACUACUACUACUACUACUACUACUACUACUACUACUACUACUACUACUACUACUACUACUACUACUACUACUACUACUACUACUACUACUACUACUACUACUACUACUACUACUACUACUACUACUACUACUACUACUACUACUACUACUACUACUACUACUACUACUACUACUACUACUACUACUACUACUACUACUACUACUACUACUACUACUACUACUACUACUACUACUACUACUACUACUACUACUACUACUACUACUACUACUACUACUACUACUACUACUACUACUACUACUACUACUACUACUACUACUACUACUACUACUACUACUACUACUACUACUACUACUACUACUACUACUACUACUACUACUACUACUACUACUACUACUACUACUACUACUACUACUACUACUACUACUACUACUACUACUACUACUACUACUACUACUACUACUACUACUACUACUACUACUACUACUACUACUACUAAAGACAAUAACACCAGGCAUGCACUCAGACAAACAAUUUUGCUUGAAAUUAAGAACUGUUGA